Molecule: messenger RNA, 4442 nt
Organism: Bursaphelenchus okinawaensis
Lineage: Eukaryota; Metazoa; Nematoda; Chromadorea; Rhabditida; Aphelenchoididae
Source: the annotation of a GenBank genome assembly
AUGUCGAAGCCGUGCGAUGCCUUGUUUUCUGGUACUGAACAGAGAUUGGACGAAUGCCAGCUAGCUGUUAUUCGUCAGAUUCAGACCACUUCUGGUGCUAAACCAAAAGAAAAGAAGGUAAUAUAUAUUUUCAUGGUUUUUGUUAUCUAAAGUAUGAUAUUUUAAUGGUUUAUAUAAUUUUCUGAAGAUUCUUGUUAUGGUGUAUCAAAAUUGAUGUUGUUUCAUUCGAGUUUAUGGUUUUUUGUUUAGAAGAAGAAGAAGGUGAAACGGAUUAGAGUGGAAGAAUUGUUAGAGAACUCCAGUGAGCCAAGCGAAUCGGUUUCUCAGAGUUAUGCGGCUCGACAAUCGAGGAUCAAAGCUCACCAUCAACAUCUUCUGGAUAGUGCUGUACGAACAGAUCGCUGGCCUGUCAAUGCUCCAGGUUUUCCAAAAGCCGCUCACGCCAACAAUCCGACUUCGACCUUGGUUAAGCCUGAUAUGAUGAUCAGUGCUUUUACUGCUGGACUCACUACGCAGCAAACCAUAACAGAGAUGUCUUUGCCAGGUUUGUUUUAGUUAUUUCUUUGUUGUAUGUUAGUAAUUUUAGCGUUUCUGUUUCAAAAUUAUACAGUUUGGAUUGCGAAAGACCUUUUGCGAUAUUAAGGAUGGUUGUUUUGAAAUGUUCUCUUUUCUUCGUUGUUGGCGUUGUGUUUUAAAUAAUAUUGUUUAAGGCUUUCCGAAUGGAAUUUUUGGGAGUUCAAUAAGAAACGCGCAAGAACUGUCUUCAAGCACGGAAUCGAAUCCAGUGUUGGAUUCUUUGUUUGCCUUGGACAAGGAGAACAAGAAGAGUGGAGCUGAACUGAUAAAGAGCUUGACGAGAUCACCUGGAAACAGCGUAGACUUGUCAACUAGUGUAGCCGCUAUACUGCAUCCCUCAAAAUCGGUCAGCAGUAGCGCAGUGUACCCGAAUAGCAGUAUGUUGCACGAUCGUGGCAACAUUCAGACACAGAAGAUGAGGAAGCCGUACUUUAUGCCGUACAUGAAUACGGAGAACGUGGAGAAGGGGUUACGAAGUGGAGACUUGAUAAAGGUGAGUAGUGUUGUUAACACUGUGCUGUUUAACAAUUCGUAUUGCUAUUUUUGUGUUUUUAGGGAAUCAUCAGAAUAAAUCAAAGAAACUUUGAGGAAGCGUACAUCGACAAUCCAGAAGGCGACGAGAAGCAGGACAUUAUGAUUCUGGGUGUUCAUGACAGAAACCGUGCUCUCCAUUGUGAUGAAGUUGUGGUUAGAUUCAAGGACAGAAACCAUUGGAUCCUGAGGGACAGUCUUUACGAAGCUUGGAGAUCAGGUCACUUGAAAAUAACAUUCGACGAUGAUGGAACUCCACUCACUGUGCCUCCAGUAAAGUCAGAAGAUGUGACCGAAAAGGAACAGCUGGCUCAGGCGGUUGACUUCUUGCCUGUUGUUCACCAACAGAAACUGGAGAAGGUGAAGAUUAAGGAACCUGUUUCGUAUCCAAAGAACAAGAGGUAUUCCCAGGAGAUGAUGCUCAAGAUUGCAGCACAAGUAAGUUUAUAUUAAUUUCUGUGUUAGAAACAUCGUACCUUAAAAAACAACUAGAAUUAUUUUCUUUGUUUUAGAUGGAGAUGCAGAGAAUUCAGCACGAAAACCGUGUAGCUCACGUCGGAAAGAAGCAAGACAAAGUAGAAGAACGUCGAGUGCCUACCGUAGAGUUGGACAAUGAAGCUGCUACUCAGAUAUCGCGUCUUAACAUUGCUAAAACCAAAUUUUCUGCUCAAGGUGAAGCAGGUUCAGGAACCUUUGCCUCGAACAGAAGAAGCGUCAACUCUACUAACACGCUUCAAAGAAGACUCAACUACCGUGUUCUUGGUGACAUGCCUGACGAUGAUUGGGGUAUUCCUGAUGUUUGUCUUCAGAAGACCGCCGAAGUUGUAUACAUCUACAAGAACAAGAACUGUCGAACGGCUGUGGGCCAAUUGAAGGUACAGUUUGUCAUGAUUUGUAGUUUCGAUACUCAUAAUAUUGUUAGUUCAUUUUAAAUUACUUAUAAUAUCUCGUUUUAGGUCAUGGCGGAUGGAAACAAAAACUGGGGAUUGUUUUCUCCCAACGAUUCUCGCUUCCCACGAAUGUUUAUAGCUGCUAACGAACUACCUAAAGGAUUUUUCGAAAGACCGCACGACUUCAGUAAGAAUAUUUACAUCGCCAAGGUGGCUGAAUGGCAAGCGACCGCUCAGUUUGCUCGAGGGACCUUGUACAAAAGCCUGGGCACUGUUGGUGACGUUGAUGCCGAGACUGAAGGUAUUCUGAUGUCAAACGAUGUGGACACCAGAGAGUUCUCAGCUGCUGCUUUGGCGUCUUUGCCAGUAGUUCCAGAAGAAGGAUGGUCUAUUGACGAAGUAAGUUGUUUUUUUGUUGUGGCCUAUCUUUUGUUGACUGCUCUACCUUAUAAUGUUUUAUUUUAGGCCGAGUUCAAGUACAGACGAGACUUCAGAACCGAGUGUCUCUUCACCAUCGAUCCAGCUACUGCUCGCGAUCUUGAUGAUGCUCUCCACAUAAAGCCAAUUGAGGAUUGUGAUGGUAAAGGGGCAAAGGGAUGGGAAGUCGGUGUUCACAUUGCUGAUGUCUCCUACUUUGUCAAGGAGAACACCGAGUUAGACACGUGGGCUAAACAACGUGCUACCUCAGUUUAUCUUGUUCAUAAGGUAAGCUUGGUUUACACUUUUUUAAAAAUGUUUUAAUAUAUUAUAGUACGAAAUUUUAUUGUUUUAGGUCAUACCCAUGUUGCCAAGGAUGCUGUGCGAAGAUCUUUGUUCAUUGAACCCUGGAGUUGAUAGACUUACCUUCUCUGUCGUAUGGAAGAUGGACCUUGAAGGUAACAUUCAGAGUGAAUGGUUUGGACGGUCCUUUAUCCAUUCGUGUGUAAAGUUGGCCUACGAUCAUGCCCAAUAUAUGAUUGAACACCCAGAAGAAGAUGUAAACGUUGAGGCGCUUCCAGAAGUGUUCAACAACAUGAAAGUCCAGAAGAUCAAGGAAUGUGUCUUGAAUUUGAACAAGCUGGCUACCGCUAUCAAGAACAGAAGAAUUGAAGGCGGAUCUUUGAGAUUGGAUGCUACUAAACUGAAGUUCGCCUUAGAUCAGGACAAAGGUCUGCCGAUUGGAGUUUGCACUGAUGAGGUAGGUCGCCUAAUAUAUUUUUGAUAUUUAAUUUCCAGAGAAAAGAAGCAAACUUCUUGGUCGAAGAGUUCAUGUUGUUGGCAAAUCAGUCCGUGGCCAAGAAGAUCGAAAGUCACUUCCCUGACACUGCUCUUCUCAGACGUCAUCCUUCACCCAAACAGAAGGUUAUGCGAGAAACUUCAGAGAAGUUGGAGCUGCUACACUUUCCCAUCGAGACUGAGUCUAGUCACUCGAUUGCACAGUCGCUUACUGAGUACUAUAACGAUCCUCGACUGAGAAGUACCGUGUUUCCAGUAUUGGUGAACUUCAUGAUGAAAGCCAUGCAAUUGGCUGUCUACUUCUGCACUGGAACUGUCAAGGAUUACCACCAUUAUGCCCUCAACAUGGACUUGUAAGUUUUUUAAUUUGGUUUAUUGGUUAUACUAAGAAAUUAUGUCAUUUUCUACUAAUAUUUAAACUUUAGCUACACCCACUUCACCUCACCUAUCAGAAGAUACCCGGAUGUUGUUGUACAUCGAUUACUGGCAGCCGCACUUGAGUACUCUCCUGCUCCCUCCCAUACUGUAGAAUCCUUGGAAGAAAUUUGUAAGGACUGUAAUGAAAAGAAGGUGAAUGCCAAGGCUGUCAGCGAACAAUCGGCAGAGAUGUUCUUUGCUUUGUUCGUCAAAGAGGCUGGAUCGCUGGAAGUUUUGGGAGUAGUCACUGGAGUUCUCGAUGCUGCUUUUGAUGUUCUACUGCCUAAAUAUGGUUUGAUCAAACGUGUUUACACUAACGUAAGUUAGUUCAAAACUUUUUUGUCUUCAUUACCUUCGUGGUAUUAUUGUAAUACGAAAUGUAAACUGUUAUGUUUUUAGAGGCUGAAGGUGAGCAGAGACUGCCGUUUUGUGGAAGGCACUCCGGGAGCAUUGUACGUUUACUGGGAUCCCAAUUACAUUGCCCAAGUUCGGAAAGUAAAGCCAAAGGAUGACAAGGAAAAGAAAGAAGAAGAUACAAAGGACACUGAAGUCAAACCGAAGUACUUUGCGGAUUGUGGUGACAGCGAUGAAGAAGAAGAGGAGCCUCAGAAGAGUGUUGAUGAAGAUGAAAGCGAUGAUGGCCACGAGGUCUACCACAAUGCCAUGGAUUACGAACAAACCUUGUCCGUGUUCUCGGUGAUCAAACUAGUCCUGACUCCUUCCCCCGAGCCUGUCAAGUUUGUGGCCACUCUCCUCCCCACACCCGACAAGUACAGGAUGCGACCGAAUGAGAUUCAGAAAUUGUUAUCGUAG